UAAUUACAAAAUAGCAGUGAUUCUUUUUGUAAAUUUUCUCAAACUCGUAGUCAUACCAACUUAAUUGCCAAUGAAUAUUAAAUGACGUAUAUUGCGGUAAUCGAACCAGAAUCCUCUGGCUAAAAAACAGCUGGCUCAAUAGCUGUUGUACGUUGUCUAACUAAAACUCUAUAAUGUAAAGUGUGGUAGAAGAUUUUUAUUUCAUUUCAGCUUUCAAGGAUUUCUUCCUUACACCCCUUGCUUUAAGACUUUUCAGAAAGCAUUAAAUAAGUCUGCGUUAACUUUUUUCUGCAAUAAGAAUGGAUUUUCAAAAUAGAGCGGGUGGCAAAACUGGCAGUGGCGGAGUUGCAUCGUUUUCUGAGAGUAACAGAGAUCGACGUGAAAGAUUAAGACAAUUGGCUUUGGAGACGAUUGAUUUGAAUAAGGAUCCUUAUUUCAUGAAAAAUCAUCUUGGUUCCUAUGAAUGCAAACUUUGUUUAACUUUACACAACAAUGAGGGAAGUUAUUUGGCUCAUACCCAAGGCAAAAAACAUCAACAAAACUUAGCAAGAAGAGCUGCAAAAGAAGCGAAGGAAGCUCCUGCACAACCUGCACCUGAAAAGCCAAGAGUCUCUGUUAAGAAAUUUGUCAAAAUUGGAAGACCUGGUUACAAAGUGACCAAGCAAAGAGAGCCAUCAUCUGGACAACACAGUUUGCUUUUUCAGAUUGAUUACCCAGAAAUUGCAGAUGGUUUAACGCCUAGGCAUCGUUUCAUGUCAGCUUAUGAACAAAGAAUAGAACCUCCAGAUCGUUCUUGGCAAUAUUUACUGUUUGCUGCUGAACCUUAUGAAACUGUUGCCUUCAAGAUACCUAGUCGUGAAAUUGACAAGAAUGAGGAAAAAUUUUGGACACACUGGAAUGCCAAUACUAAACAGUUCUUCUUUCAAAUGCAUUUCAAAAUAACAGCAAAUCAGCAACAGAUCAUGCAACAAAUGAAGCAACAAUCACGAAAUCAGCGACGUUUGGAUCCUCCUCCUCCUGGAGUUUCAAACAAUGCCCCUGGUCAAUCUGGAGCACCACCUCCUCCUGGAUUUAAUCUCCCAUCAGGUCCCCCCCCUCUUGGACAAGGAUCAAACUCUGGCCCACCUAGUCUGAUACCGCCUCCACCGAGGAAUGUGCCCUCAGAAAAUCCUCUCAAUCCUUUUGUUGCGCGAUAAAUAAUUACGGACAAACUUUACUUUUAACUUUCAUAUACUGGUGUUUGAUUAAAGUUUUCCUUUCUUUAACAGGUCUGCAUCAAAAAUAAAGUUAUUUCCUCAUUGA
Molecule: messenger RNA, 1302 nt
Organism: Xenia sp. Carnegie-2017
Lineage: Eukaryota; Metazoa; Cnidaria; Anthozoa; Malacalcyonacea; Xeniidae
Product: splicing factor 3A subunit 2-like
Exons: 9
Coding region: 300-1196 (298 amino acids)
Biological process (GO): spliceosomal complex assembly
Cellular component (GO): U2-type prespliceosome; catalytic step 2 spliceosome; U2 snRNP
Molecular function (GO): nucleic acid binding; zinc ion binding
Source: RefSeq, a predicted model, not a curated record